UGCAGUAUUUAGCCUCCCGCCGUAGUACGGUCACACUGCUCGAGCGGGGAGACUUUUCCGUGGAAAAAUGUUAUUAAUUAGCCAGACGAACCAGUCCAAAUGCUUUGCCCGCCAGCACUAGAGAGCAAAACAUGUCCCCGCCUCGUCUCCACAGCUCAUCACGGAUCACAGCCCACACGCACGUCCAGAUUCCAGAGGAGCAGCAUCUCGUCUUUGGCAGCGGAGGUUGGAGCAAAAGCCCCUGGAGAUACAACUAGCCAUGGAGCAGUCUGUGUCCGCCCGCUGGCUGAAGCGCUAUCGCGCAUUCUUCCUCAUCCUGCUGCUUAUCGUGGCCAUCCAGUUGUUCCUGGCCUACAAGUCCCUGGACAUCGUAGGCGGCGGUUCCGGUUCCGGAUUUGAUGCGGCUGAAGCGCCUGCCAGUCCUCCGCCUCCGCAUGCUCAGGCACGGGUCCAACCGCCCGCCAGGACCAAGCUUACUGCCCAGCAACUGGGCUUCCAGCCAGAGUGCGACAUUCUCGCCAGAGAGGCCAUCUCCGCCCUGCAGCGCGCCAAAACGAAAGACUGUCGAGAACAUAUCGCGCAGAUCGCCUGCGCAAUCCAAGCCGGACGCUUCUAUGCGCCGCAGCUCCGGAGCAGCUGUCCAGCUGGUAAUCACACGGCGAACGUUUCUUUGGGAUGCUUCAAGGAUGAGAAAGAUCGCCGCCUUCUGGCCGGCUACUACAGCAGCUCCAAGACCUCCAAUUCUCCGGCCAAAUGCGUGGAGCUAUGUCUGCAAAGCGGUUACCCGUACGCAGGGGUGCAGUACGGUCGCGAGUGCUUCUGCGGUUACGACCCGCCUCCUAAAGCGUCGAAGCUGCCGGACUCCAGUUGCAACACCAAGUGCCUGGGCAACGCCAAGGAAAUCUGCGGCGGAUUCUAUGCCAUGAACAUAUACGAGACCGGAAUAGCCAAGUUCACCGCUCAACUGGCGGCCACCACUCCUUCGGAGGAAACGAAGCGCGUGCGGAUCGCAUUUCUGCUGACGCUCAACGGAAGAGCGCUGCGUCAGGUGCACCGACUUCUGAAGGCGCUCUAUGCACCGGAGCACGUUUACUACAUCCAUGUGGACGAGCGCCAAGAUUACCUGUACCGAAAGCUGCUGGAGUUGGAGUCAAAGUUCCCCAACAUACGUUUGGCUCGGAAGCGAUUCUCCACCAUAUGGGGUGGAGCCUCUCUCCUGACCAUGCUGCUCCAGUGCAUGGAGGACCUACUGCAGUCCAACUGGCACUGGGACUUUGUGAUCAACCUUAGCGAAAGUGAUUUUCCAGUGAAGACCCUCGACAAGUUGGUGGAUUUCUUGAGCGCCAAUCCUGGCAGGAACUUUGUUAAGGGCCACGGCCGGGAGACACAGAAGUUCAUCCAGAAGCAGGGCUUGGACAAGACGUUCGUCGAGUGCGACACGCACAUGUGGAGAAUAGGAGAUCGGAAGUUGCCAGCUGGCAUUCAAGUGGACGGAGGCAGUGACUGGGUGGCGCUAUCACGACCUUUUGUGGGCUAUGUUACUCAUCCCAGGGAAGACGAUGAGUUGUUGCAGGCUCUUCUAAAGCUCUUCCGACACACGCUCCUGCCGGCGGAAUCGUUUUUCCACACGGUCCUCAGGAAUACCAAGCAUUGCACGAGCUAUGUGGACAACAACCUGCACGUCACCAACUGGAAGCGGAAGCAGGGUUGCAAAUGCCAGUACAAGCAUGUGGUGGAUUGGUGCGGAUGCAGUCCAAACGACUUUAAGCCAGAAGAUUGGCCCAGGCUGCAGGCCACGGAGCAGAAAUCACUGUUCUUCGCCCGCAAGUUUGAGCCCGUUAUCAACCAGGCGGUGCUGCUCCAGCUGGAGGAGUGGCUCUACGGGCCAUACACCAGCGAAUACGCCAAUCUGCACGGCUACUGGCAGUCGCUGUAUCACCACGAGGAUGUCCAUGGAUCAGGAGACGACUUGGCCAGAAGCAUUGGAGAUAGCGUAAUGCGUCUGUCUGCGCGUCAAGCGAAAUUGUAUCCCCUGGAGUUGAUUGAACUCACUCACUACCUCCACCGGGACCAGUACAAGGGGUUCCUGGUGCGCUACAGAGCCAGAGGAUCUACUGGAAAGCCGCUGCACUUGGAGACGAGAGUGCGACCGACGCAGCAAGGAAAGCUGGCGAGGAAUGCUCGCUUCAGCAAGCGAUUACGCAACUUUGAGGUCUCUACAGAUUUCGAUCAAAAGGAGCAGAUUGCCCGCAACUUUGGAAAGCUCUUGGGUCCCCAAAGUGACUUGCUUUUGAGCUACACACUCCAAGCAAACGCAGAUUCGGGCGCCGCUUCCCAUUCGUACAACCUCACCCUGCUGUGGAUAGAUCCGCUGGGCCGAUUGCAAGAUUUUAAUGAAUUGCAUGUUGAGGAUUCCACCAGCGAUGUGAUAAACCACUCGAAAACCCUGCUCAAACACCCGAUCACACCGGGCAUCUGGACAGCCAAGUUAAUAGGCCGCAAUUCGAUCUAUGCGCAGUUGAAAUUCCUAAUAGCUCCACUGGCCUACUACAAGGGCUAUCCGCUAGCAAAGUCCUCAGAUGCUGAGGCGCUAAACGCCGGCUUGACUGUAGCUCUGCCUGAAGAUUUUGAGAUGCCCGUGGAGUGGCAGCAGCACCUUCAAACCGACGACGAGCAGUUCACCAUGCGCGAGGAGUCCCUGGCCAAAGGGAAAAUGCUGGGACAGGAGCUGCACAGCUGGAUUGACGGAUUGGUGGGCCAAUUCUUUCAACUGCGUGAGAGCUGCGUGGUGGAGGCGGACAGCGAGGUUUCCCUGCCGCUGUGCAGCGAUGCGCCCUGGAGCUCACUGGCACCCGACCCCAAGAGCGAUGUGGAUGCCCUGCUCAAAUGAGCCAUUGCCAUGCAUUAAUUUGUUAUUAAUUCUCUAGUGUAAAUACUCGCCAAGAUUUAGAUGUCGAACCGCAAUUAACGAUUUUUUGAUAGCUCCUUUUUCUUCUCGAUGUUUUCGUAUAGAUUGUUGUGAUAAUGUGAACUUUUAAGCGCCAUUUUGACCGGAAGCGGAACUCCGCCGCUCCAAUUGUAUUUGAUUUUCAUAUCAAUAGAGCAUAGUAGCACUUUGGAACUAGUUAAGUUAGUUAGGUUGAACGCCUUGUAAAUACGCCACGCACUGGACACCAAAAGAUCGCAUUGCAGCCAAAUAUCGUGGAGGUAAUCGAGAGUUAACUGUACAUAAGGUUAGCUAGAUGAAAUUCCUUAACUAAGUCAUAAGCUAGGGCACCACCAGAUAGCAAUUGAAUCAGUUGUAUGUAUUCACAAGUUUCUUCGAUUUUUUGAUUCACAUAUCAAGUUAUCCAAAAUAAAUGAGCAAUUCUACGUGUACU
Drosophila melanogaster (fruit fly) is the source of this 3380-nucleotide messenger RNA. RefSeq names its product peptide O-xylosyltransferase (gene oxt). Gene Ontology annotation, biological process: proteoglycan biosynthetic process; heparan sulfate proteoglycan biosynthetic process. The coding region runs from base 260 to 2890 and encodes 876 amino acids. Gene Ontology annotation, cellular component: Golgi membrane; endoplasmic reticulum membrane; membrane. The transcript is spliced from 3 exons. The record is from RefSeq and is marked reviewed. Gene Ontology annotation, molecular function: protein xylosyltransferase activity; glycosyltransferase activity. Lineage: Eukaryota; Metazoa; Arthropoda; Insecta; Diptera; Drosophilidae.